CGCACACCCAGCUUCCUGGUUAUGGCGAUAAUAACCCGCCUAACUGGCACUCAACCCCCUUUCCUUUCCAUCAUCUCCUCGUCCGUCACCAGACUUUUCUCGUCUUUCGGUGUGUUCCGUCGCAAAAUGACAGCAUCCACAAGCGAGGUGACCCGGUUCGACUUCCUGGUGGUCGGCGGAGGUUCCGGAGGUCUGGCGGGGGCUCGGAGGGCGGCGGAGCUCGGCGCAAACGCAGCCGUGAUCGAGAGUCAUAAACUUGGAGGUACCUGCGUCAACGUUGGCUGUGUCCCAAAGAAGGUGAUGUGGAAUGCGGCGGUGCAUGCAGAAUUUCUUCACGACCACGCUGAUUACGGCUUCAAUGUUGAAAAAGUUAAUUUCAGUUGGGAAACAUUGAAAACAAAAAGGGAUGCUUACAUCAGACGCCUGAAUCAAAUUUAUCGCAACAAUCUUGAUAAGGCUAAAAUCCAAACCAUUGAAGGUCGUGCCAGGUUCACUAGUGAUCCAGAGCCAACAUUAGAGGUCAAUGGCAGGAAGUACACAGCGCCUCACAUCCUCAUCGCCACUGGGGGGCAGCCUUCUGUGCUGACUGAUGCUGAGAUUCCAGGAGCAAGUCUGGGAAUCACCAGUGAUGGCUUUUUUGAGCUUGAAAGCCUUCCAAAGCGUAGUGUUGUCGUGGGUGCCGGUUACAUUGCUGUGGAGAUGGCGGGCAUCCUCACGAACCUGGGCUCGAAAACCUCCCUAAUCAUACGGCAGGGUGAGGUUUUGAGGAACUUUGACAGCUUUAUCAGCAUAAACUGCACCAAAGAGCUACAGAACUCUGGCGUGGAUUUGCAGAAGAACGCUCGGGUGACAUCGGUGCGCAAAACCGACACGGGGCUGGAGGUGACGUUUGUCACUAAUGACACUGGCAAGAUCAGCACUAUUUCAGAAGUGGACUGUGUUCUGUGGGCAAUCGGCAGGAAGCCCAACAUCUCUGGACUAAAUAUUGGCGAGAUGGGUGUAGACACAGAUGAACAUGGCCACAUCGUGGUGGAUGAAUACCAAAACACCAGUCGACCGGGAAUCUACGCCGUCGGAGAUGUUUGCGGCAGAGCUCUUCUCACGCCUGUUGCCAUCGCUGCUGGCAGGAAGCUGGCGCACAGACUGUUUGAGGGCAAGAAGGAUUCCAAGUUGGACUAUUCCAACAUUCCCACGGUGGUGUUCAGCCACCCACCCAUUGGCACAGUGGGCCUCACAGAAGAGGAGGCAAUAAUAAGCAAAGGCAAAGAGAACGUGAAGAUCUACAAGACCUCCUUCACGCCACUGUAUCACGCCAUCACCACCCGCAAGACUUCUUGCAUCAUGAAGAUGGUGUGUGUGGGCAAGGAGGAGAAGAUUGUUGGUCUGCACAUGCAGGGUCUGGGCUGUGAUGAGAUGCUGCAGGGUUUCGCUGUGGCUGUCAAGCUUGGCGCGACCAAAGCAGAUUUUGAUAAGACUGUUGCCAUUCACCCGACCUCUGCUGAGGAGCUUGUCACCAUGCGUUAACGGGACAAAGCUGGGGCUCAAAUACACGUUCGUUCCACAAGAAAGUCCAUCUGAUGAAUUGCUUCAUAAAACGACACUCAUUUUUACUCAUUUAAAUGGCCCUUGUUGUGCACAUUCUUUUUUUUCUGCCUUUUACCAAGACCGAGUUGUAGCUUUCUCAAAUUGUACUGUGGGUCUUAAUGAUUGAGUGGUAAUUACAAUGGACUCUAUUUUCAGUCAUGGAUGGCGUGAUUGCAUGGGAAGGCCAAAGACCUCGACCUUAUUUUAUGUUUGAUCCGAAGUGAGUCAUUUGUCAAAACACUGCUCCCCGCAAAGGAACCCAUCUAGUACCAAUUACGUACAAGUCAUGACACAUCAACUGUACUGUUGGAAAGAAUAAAUAAACAUUCAUUCUUUGUUCAUAUGUGUUUUGGGGAUUCUCCUGGUUUUAUUGAAUGUUUCAAAACAACAUGUGUUGUAGCAACCAUCUAAACUUCGACUCCCUGGUCCAUUGUGUUUAAGUUUACAUGUGUUGACAUAGGAUAAAUAAACCAGAACUACUGUCACACCUAAACCAGGGGUGUGGAAACUGCAGUCUCAAGUUGAGCUAUGCGGUUGUACAACCAAGUACAAUAAUUGUUAUAAAAACGUUCGGGUUGUCCCAAUCUGAUCAAAAAUCAGGGGGGCAGGGGGGGUCAUGUGACUUUCAACUGAUCGGUAUCUGCUGGAAAAGAUUGGAUUUUUAAAUUUCUAAAGUCGAUAAUAAAAUAUUUACCUUUUUUCUAAAUAAAUAAGAUAAGUGAGACUGUU
This is a messenger RNA of Hippocampus comes (tiger tail seahorse), 2313 nucleotides long. It is a transcript of the gene gsr, whose product is annotated as glutathione reductase. The record is from RefSeq and is a predicted model, not a curated record. Gene Ontology annotation, biological process: glutathione metabolic process; cellular response to oxidative stress; cell redox homeostasis. The transcript has 12 exons. Bases 22 to 1524 code for a protein of 500 amino acids. Gene Ontology annotation, molecular function: flavin adenine dinucleotide binding; NADP binding; glutathione-disulfide reductase (NADPH) activity. Gene Ontology annotation, cellular component: cytosol; mitochondrion. NCBI's taxonomy places the organism in Eukaryota, Metazoa, Chordata, Actinopteri, Syngnathiformes, Syngnathidae.